GGCGCUGCCUGCGCCGGCCCAGGGCGGGUCCGCCUGGCCAAGGACGCGGCCACCGAAGGCGAGAACAUGGAAGAUGUGGGAGUUCCCAUGGACUUCUGAGUGGCCCAUGCAGAUGCAGCUCCAGGAAUGAAGAUGCUGGAGGCCCCACCCCUGCUGUUGGCAGCCUUCUCAUUGGGCCUGGUGCUGCUGGUGCUGCUGCUCUGGCACUCAUACUCGGGCUUUCUCCUCAUCUACUGGAACGAGCACGUCCUGCAGCCCCUCUACAACCUGUUCAUGGGCGACACCAAGGAGCAGCGCAUCCUGCGUCAUGUGCUGCAGCACGCGGUGGCCGGGGACCCACAAAGCGUGCUGGAGGCCAUCGAUACCUACUGCUCGCAGAAGGAAUGGGCUAUGAAUGUAGGUGACAAGAAAGGCCAGAUCUUGGAUGCAGUGGUGCGGGAGCAGCGCCCAUCGGUCCUACUAGAGCUGGGGGCCUAUUGCGGCUACUCAGCUGUGCGCAUGGCCCGCCUGCUGGAGCCUGGGGCCCGUCUGCUCACCAUCGAGUUCAACCCUGACUAUGCUGCCAUCACCCAGCAGAUGCUGGACUUUGCAGGCCUGCAGGACAGGGUGACCCUUGUGACCGGAUCAUCUCAGGACAUCAUUCCCCAGCUGAAGAAGAAAUACGACGUGGACACACUAGACAUGGUCUUCCUUGACCACUGGAAGGACCGGUACCUGCCAGACACUCUCCUCCUAGAGGACCUGAGGACAUGGCUAUUCCCAGCUUCACAUGCAGGCUCCAGUGCCUGGCUCCUGCCUCCUUGAACAGGAACAACCUUGGGUGACCUCAGAGGGAAUGCCUAAGUCUGGCCCCCACCCACACCUCAAGCAGCCUGACGUGUUCUUGAAGACUGUUGUCCACUCAGCAUCCCUUGGCUUAGAAUCUUCAUUGGGCUCACGCUCCCAGCCUGAGUGGGGGACAAUGACCUCAUGUGUUAGCGUCUGCAGGCCGUGAUCAAUGAUGACCAUCUUCAGGGGCUCGUAGGAUGACAGGUUCCAGAGUGUGCCUGCAGGGUGCCAUCAAGCAGCCAGUGCUGAUCAUACAGGCAGUGACCUCCCUACCUCCCCAUGUGACCUUGCUCAGGAUCUGCCUCAUCCUUUGUCAUGGACUAGAUCAGAAUAGAAGAUAGGAAGUGACAAAAGCCAUGAGAAGCCUUGGGUGCCCACCCUGGCCCAGGCAAGAUGUGCACAGGCACUCAACAGUAGCUUCCAGCUGGGAGGAAGCCAGAGGGGCUGGGACACAGAAGAAGAGCUGGGAGGGAGCCUUUGGCUAGACACGCAGUACCUUCUCUUCCCCUCCCUUCUCAGCCAGGUGGGUGGGUGGGACUACUACUCCACUGGCUCUACCCAGAGUGGUCAUGUGACCCUGCCUGGCCAAUUGGGUCCCAUGAGGUACAAUCACUCACCAAUGCCCCACUGGAGGUUGGGACCAGGAGGCUGGACCUGGAGAGUAUGGGGACACGGGGGCAAGUGGACAGGGGUCCUGUCUGAGGGGUAGCAAAGUCCAGAGGUAGAGAGACGGGACCACUCAGUCUGAGCCUGAUGCCUACCCCUAGUAGCUGGGACUCCUGACUAAAUGGGUGGUGUGGGGGCUCUUUUUCUGGCCAAGCCUCGCUCUCCUCCUCCCUGAGGGACACGGGGAAGCCAAGUACCACUCACCUGUGACCAGCUCUCGGACCUCGUUGUCCCGGGCAGCCCGCAGAAGGCGCACCAGGGCAGGCACACCGCCACAGUCCCGGAUGGCAGCCUUGUUGUCUGUAUCUCGGCCAUAGGAGAGGUUUCGCAGUGCCCCACAGGCCCGUCGCCGCACCUCCGCCCUUGGGUGGUCCAGAAGAGCAACGAGCAGAGGCAGGCCCCGCAACUGCCGCACACGUCGCUUGAUGCCCUCAUUCUCAAAGCACAGGUGUUGCAGGUAGGCGGCCGCGUUGGCUUUCACAGGAUCCACGGGGUGCCGCAGCAUGGCCAGUACCUCAGGCAGCUCAGGGUCCCGCCAACGUGGCUCCUUACGGGCACUAUCCACUGAAGGUGACCGCCGUACCACCCGGUCUAGGCUACCCAGGCUGCCCCGUUCUGGCUGGGCCAGGGGUGCCGUCGUAGCUGGAAACGAGGGCCGCUCUUCCAUCAGUUCACCGCCAUCAUCUGCCACAUCUUCAUAGGCCCUGUGCAGGCAGGCAAGGCACAUGGAGCAGAGCGGCCUCACCAUACCUUCUCCAGAGGACCAUAAACCCAUGAGCAGCAGGGAUAGGCCAACAGCAUUAGUACUUGACUCCAAGCACCAAAUGGGUGCUGAAAGUCAUGACGGCCAGCAAGAACGGACUUCCAGCCAAUGACAGAACUAAACACCAGCCAAUGGUUAUCAGGGCUUGCAUCCCCCUAAGACAGGGAGCUCACUCACUCUCAUCACCAUCAGUGUUCCCCAAUUCUGAGCUAAAUGUGUUUCUAUAAAACAUCUGUAUCUAUGA
This is a messenger RNA of Suricata suricatta (meerkat), 2501 nucleotides long. RefSeq names its product catechol-O-methyltransferase (gene COMT). Gene Ontology annotation, cellular component: membrane; dendrite; axon. Gene Ontology annotation, biological process: catecholamine catabolic process; developmental process; dopamine metabolic process. Bases 127 to 804 code for a protein of 225 amino acids. Gene Ontology annotation, molecular function: magnesium ion binding; catechol O-methyltransferase activity. The record is from RefSeq and is a predicted model, not a curated record. NCBI's taxonomy places the organism in Eukaryota, Metazoa, Chordata, Mammalia, Carnivora, Herpestidae. The transcript has 6 exons.